Molecule: messenger RNA, 650 nt
Organism: Andrographis paniculata
Lineage: Eukaryota; Viridiplantae; Streptophyta; Magnoliopsida; Lamiales; Acanthaceae
Product: small RNA-binding protein 11, chloroplastic-like
Exons: 4
Coding region: 78-443 (121 amino acids)
Molecular function (GO): RNA binding
Source: RefSeq, a predicted model, not a curated record
CAAUUAACCUUUUAAUAUACGCGUAGUUAACAAUUCCCCAAUAGCGUCUUCAUCGCUCUGUAGUUCACAAAAUAACAAUGGCGGCCAUGAGAGAACUGUCGAGGUCCAUCUCCAAAUUGCGGCCGUUUCCAUCCAUAAUUCCGGCACUCUUCAUUUCUUACAGAGGAAUGGCUUCGAAGCUCUUCCUUGGAGGGCUUUCAUGUUAUACUACAGAACAGGGUUUAUCGGAAGCAUUUUCCCGGUAUGGCGAAGUGACAGAAGUAUCAGUUGUGAUGGAUCGGGUCUCUGAUCGAUCAAAGGGUUUCGGAUUUCUUAGUUAUGCAACCGAAGAGGAAGCUGAGAAAGCAAUUGCAGAAAUGAAUGGGAAGCAACUCAAUGGACGCACCAUUUUUGUGGAUUAUGCAAAGCCCAGAUCGCGUCGAGGUGCUGCCCAGCAACAAUAAUUCACUUGUUGAUUUAUAAUGUAAGAAUAACUAUAUGGAUUUUUUUAAUUUCAGUUUUAGAAUAGAAAAAAUGUCUAGUGCUUCAUUCCUAAUUGAAGUGAAAAUGACACUUCUCUGUAAAAUGCAGCACUUUAGUAGAAUUAAAUUCACACCAACCUGUCUUUAAUUAUUUAUGAGCAAAAAGGAUCACCCCAUAGCAUGGCAAUA